UCAUUGGAUCACUAGACAUUCCGCCUUCUCUCCAAUAAAUAGUCCAACUUCCCAUUUACCAAAGAAAUUGUGUGGCAAGUCAUACAGUUAGACAAGUUUACCUUCCACCACCACUCCUCCACUGCUAAUUAAAAUAAUGGCACCAUCUCAGAAAACUCUUGGAAAAGGAAGUCCUGCUCCUGGCCCUGUGCCAAAGGACCAUAUUCGGCUCUACAGCAUGAGAUUCUGCCCUUUUGCCCAACGGACAAGAUUGGUGCUCAUUGCCAAGGGAAUUAAACAUGAAAUCAUCAAUGUCCAUUUGAAGGAAAAGCCUGACUGGUUUUUGGCAAAGAAUCCUCUUGGGUUGGUGCCAACGCUGGAGACCCCUAGUGGUCAGGUGAUAUACGAGUCACCAAUCACCUGCGAGUACCUGGAUGAGGUCUAUCCUGAGAAGAAACUGCUCCCAUCUGACCCAUUUGAGAGGGCCCAACAGAAAAUGCUGCUGGAGCAUUAUUCAAAGGUGACUCCCUACUUCUAUAAGAUCCCUGUGGGCAAGGCAAAAGGAGAAGAUGUGUCUGCACUUGAAAAAGAGCUUGAAGAGAAGUUCGCCCAGUUUAAUGAGAUUCUUGUCAACAAGAAGACCAAGUUUUUUGGAGGAGAUUCAGUAACAAUGAUUGACUACUUGAUGUGGCCGUGGUUUGAGAGACUGGAGGUUAUGGAUCUGAAGCACUGCUUGGACAGAACUCCUCAGCUGAAGAGGUGGACUGAACACAUGCUGGAGGAUCCUGCUGUGCAAGCCACAAUGUUCAGCACAGACACCCACAAGGUUUUUUACAAGUCCUUCAUGGAAGGAAACCCCGAUUAUGAUUAUGGUUUGUAGGAUAAAUAAUGGUGAAACACACCUGUCUGUUUUAACAGAAGUUGUUGUAGAAGGUACGUUAAUAUCCGUCCAUCUUUUUUACUGUGAUCCAGAAUAAUAUGAAAAGAGAAUUUCAGGCCUGGUUUAUCAUUCUUUAUGUCUCUUUGGCUUGUGAGUGACAAGAUCUUAAAAUCUUUUAUAACUGAUGAGGUUAUAGUGCCUGAGAAAUCAGAAUGAAUUAUAUGCUGUGAACUGUAUAACUCCUGUCAGUACAAUGAAAUAAAAUAUAUAAUGAUGAAACAUGAAA
Messenger RNA from Labeo rohita (rohu), 1145 nucleotides. It is a transcript of the gene gsto1, whose product is annotated as glutathione S-transferase omega 1. Gene Ontology annotation, biological process: glutathione metabolic process. Gene Ontology annotation, molecular function: glutathione dehydrogenase (ascorbate) activity; glutathione transferase activity. The coding region runs from base 137 to 859 and encodes 240 amino acids. Gene Ontology annotation, cellular component: cytoplasm. The transcript is spliced from 7 exons. NCBI's taxonomy places the organism in Eukaryota, Metazoa, Chordata, Actinopteri, Cypriniformes, Cyprinidae. The record is from RefSeq and is a predicted model, not a curated record.